Messenger RNA from Knipowitschia caucasica, 4884 nucleotides. The record is from the annotation of a GenBank genome assembly. NCBI's taxonomy places the organism in Eukaryota, Metazoa, Chordata, Actinopteri, Gobiiformes, Gobiidae.
AUGGCGAGUGACUCUCCAGCUCUCAGACAGGUUGAAAUGGACCUAAAGGACUUAAGAGAACCUGCUGGCAUUUUUGAGCUGGUCGAGGUGGUGGGAAAUGGCACCUAUGGACAAGUGUAUAAGGGCCGCCAUGUCAAGACGGGGCAGCUGGCCGCCAUCAAGGUCAUGGAUGUCACAGGGGAUGAAGAAGAGGAGAUUAAAGCUGAGAUCAACAUGCUGAAGAAGUACAGUCAUCACAGAAAUAUUGCUACAUAUUACGGAGCCUUCAUUAAGAAAAACCCUCCAGGAAUUGAUGACCAGCUGUGGCUGGUGAUGGAGUUCUGUGGAGCCGGCUCUGUCACAGACCUGAUCAAAAACACCAAAGGCAACACUCUGAAGGAGGAGUGGACGGCCUACAUCUGCAGAGAGAUCUUGCGGGGUCUGACUCAUCUACACCACCACAAAGUCAUCCAUCGAGACAUCAAAGGCCAGAACGUGCUGCUGACGGAGAAUGCAGAGGUCAAGCUCGUGGACUUCGGUGUUUCGGCACAACUGGACCGGACGGUGGGCAGGAGGAACACGUUCAUCGGGACGCCUUAUUGGAUGGCCCCGGAGGUCAUAGCCUGUGAUGAGAAUCCGGAAGCCACGUAUGACUUCAAGAGUGAUUUAUGGUCUCUGGGGAUCACUGCAAUAGAGAUGGCGGAAGGAGCUCCCCCGCUGUGUGACAUGCAUCCCAUGAGGGCGCUCUUCCUCAUCCCACGGAACCCCGCCCCCAGACUCAAGUCAAAGAAGUGGUCAAAGAAGUUCCAGUCGUUUAUAGAAAACUGUUUGGUGAAGAGCCACACCCAGCGGCCGAGCACCGAACAGCUCCUCAAGCACCCCUUCAUCAAGGACCUGCCCAACGAGAGGCACAUCCGCAUCCAGCUCAAGGACCACAUCGACCGCACAAAGAGGAAGAGAGGCGAGAGAGAUGAAACCGAGUAUGAAUACAGCGGCAGUGAGGAAGAGGAUGAGGACAGAGAUAUGGGCGAGCCAAGCUCCAUCAUCAAUAUCGCCGGGGAGUCGACCCUGAGGCGGGACUUCCUGCGCCUACAGCUGGCCAAUAAGGAGCGAUCAGAGGCCCAGCGCCGACAGCAACUGGAGCAGCAGCAGAACGAUGAGCACAAGAGGCUUCUGCUGGCGGAGAGACAGAAACGCAUAGAGGAGCAGAAGGAGCAGAGGAGGAGGCUGGAGGAGCAACAACAGCGAGAGCGCGAGUUGCGGAAGCAGCAUGAAAGGGAACAGAGGAGACGAUACGAGGAACUGGAGCAGCUCCGUCGAGAGGAAGAGAGGAGACACGCAGAGAGAGAGCAGGAGUACAAGCGUAAGCAGGUGGAGGAGCAGCGUCAGGCUGAGCGGCUGCAGAGGCAGCUGCAGCAGGAGAGGGCCUACCUCGUAUCACUACAACAGCAGCAGCAACAGGAGGGCCGACAGGCCGACAAGAAACAGCUUUACCACUACAAGGAUGUCAUCAACCCUAAUGACAAGCCUGCCUGGGCCAAAGAGGUCCAGAAACCACAGCUUGGUAACCCUCCCCGCUCCAAACUUCAACAUCAUCAUUCAUUCAACCAGCCUCCUCCCUCCUCUGCACCACACAGGCAUCCCCCCAGAAGGGCCCCCUCCCAAGGCCCUUACCCCGUUCCCAAUGACUUAGACGCAGGGCUGAAGCAGGAGAUCAGUCAGCAGGUGAAACUAUUACGGGCUCAGCGACAGAAAAGCCAGAGCUCAGGAAACUCAGAGGACCAACCCAAGCCCAGCGCACAGGGCUGCCGCAGUAAGGGCUCUAGUAACAACCACAAACAACCUUCUAAACAGGGAGACAACCCCACAGCCCAUCCUCCUGCUGCAGACCCAUCCAGGAGAGACAAGCCCAGGGACAGGCCUCUGUCUGCCCCUGAGCGUCCCAAGAGUCCAGGACCCACCUCCAAACCCACACAGGUCAAACUGGUUAGUGACUGUCCACGGGUUAGAUUGCACGCACCCUGCCGCCGAGUAGACGUAGACAUAGACGUAGAGGUAGACAUAGACAUAGUUGCAGACAAACGUCCUUUACAGUCCCAGCGACGCUCUUUGGCACCCAGAAAUUCUCUGGCCAUACCCUUACCACGAGCCCGAUCCUUCUCCCCAUGCCGUGGAGGAGACAAUAAUCUGUCUGAGAAAUGUGUCCGCGACAGUUUGUCCGAUGCCAAAAGAAGGGCUUCCACACCGAGCUGCAGUAACAACUUCCUACAGGUCCCUCGCCCCAACAGCUUUAUUCCUCUUGUGGAAAAAGAGCGGAGAGGUGGGAUCAGAGGAAGCUCUUCUCUGGUGGACCUCAAUGCCUGGGCUCCAGAUUUUCUAAUUAAGUCCAAGAGUAACGAAAGUCUGCGGUGGUCCUCCUCUCAGGACUCCACAGACUCAUUCCCCUCCCCCUCAGACUACAUGUCCCCUGUCUUCUCUCCGGACUACGACACCCUGAAACCACUCCAUCCACACCUCCUCUCCCCACCCCAGGCCUCUGCUAGGGCUUCCCCCAGGGGCUCUCCUUUUGGAUCACAGACUCAAAUAUUCGUGGAGGAGCGCUCUAAGCUGAACAGACAGAGCUCUCCAGCCGUGCAGCACAAAGCAUCCCACCGUAUCUCCGACCCCUCCCUCCCUCCCCGCUCCGAGUCCUUCAGCAGCACCCCUCCCGUGCAGCGCCCCCUAGAGGCUCAGAUGGCUCACUUAGUCCCAGUGAAGACCCACUCCAGCUCCAUGUCGGGAUCCCAGUCUCUGCAGGACCAGUCCGGCUCGGCUCUGAAUGAGGGCAUCGGGGUGGGCUCCGCGAGACCUGAGAUGCCCCGACAAAACUCUGACCCCACCUCGGACACGCCUGCCAUGCCCGUGCGGGACAGGGAGAGAGAGCGGGAGCGUGAUCGGGAUAGAGCGGCCUGGCUGCGAGAGGAGGAUAUGCCCCCUAAGGUUCCUCAGAGGACCACCUCCAUCUCCCCAGCUCUGGUCCGGAAGAACUCUCCUAAUGGAGGAGUGGGAUCUCGCGGAGGCUCUCAGCUCAUACGGACCAGUAACCCAGACCUCCGGCGAUCAGAGCUGUCUUUAGAUGCCAUGUUACAAAGGACCUCCUCCAACUCCUCCUCCUCUUCCUCACCGUCAUCUCAGGGAGGCUCCUCCGAGAGAAGAGGCCAAAGAAAGCAGGAAGGAUCUCCUCCAGGAGCCAAUCAGGAAGCCAAGCCGAAGCAGGAGGAGGGCCGGGAGUCGAGUCGACCCAGCAGACCAGCAGAUCUCAGUGCACUAGCAAAAGAGCUGCGGGAGUUAAGAGUGGAAGAAGGAACCAGACCACCCGUCAAAGUGACAGACUACUCGUCCUCGAGCGAAGAUUCCGAGAGCAGCGACGACGAUGGAGAAGCUGUCGGCCAUGACGGGACUGUUGCCGUUAGCGACAUACCCCGAAUCAUGCCGGCUGUGAAGAACAACAGCGAGUCUCGCGGUGGAAAGACAGAGGACGCUCUCGGGGACUCGUACAACAGCUCCAAGGACAGCACCCUGAAGAUGAGAGAGACGGGGGAGAGGAGGAGAGGGUCCCACACAGAGAGUAAUGGUUUUGGCAAUCACAGUAACCAUGGAAACCUCCCUGACCUGGUGCAGCAAAGUAACUCUCCGUCAGCCACGCCCACCAGCGCCCUGCAAGAGCUGGGAGACAUGGCUGAGUUCGGUUUGAGCGGGUCCAAAUCCUCCUUCACCCCCUUUGUCGACCCUCGUGUCUAUCAGACCUCCCCCACUGAUGAAGACGGUGACUCGGCUGCUGCCAUGUUUACUAAUGAGUUACUGAGGCAAGAACAGGCCAGACUCAAUGAAGCCAGGAAGAUCUCUGUCGUCAACGUCAACCCGACCAACAUCCGACCUCACAGCGACACGCCCGAAAUCCGCAAGUACAAGAAGCGCUUCAACUCGGAGAUACUGUGUGCGGCCUUAUGGGGGGUGAACCUGCUCGUCGGGACUGAGAAUGGCUUGAUGCUGCUUGAUCGGAGCGGACAAGGAAAAGUAUAUAAUUUAAUCACGAGGAGGCGUUUUCUUCAAAUGGACGUGUUGGAAGGUCUCAAUGUCCUUGUCACUAUAUCAGGGAAAAAGAACAAGUUGCGUGUAUACUAUUUAUCCUGGCUGAGAAACAGAAUAUUACACAAUGAUCCAGAGGUGGAGAAGAAGCAGGGGUGGGUCACUGUCGGAGAGCUGGAGGGCUGCGUGCAUUAUAAAGUUGUAAAAUAUGAAAGAAUCAAGUUCCUGGUUAUUGCUUUGAAAAACUCUGUGGAAAUUUACGCCUGGGCUCCCAAACCAUACCACAAGUUUAUGGCCUUUAAGUCCUUUGCCGAGCUGCAGCACCGCCCCCUGCUGGUGGACCUCACGGUGGAGGAGGGUCAGCGGUUAAAAGUCAUCUAUGGUUCUACAGUUGGUUUCCAUGUGAUCGAUGUGGACUCGGGAAACCCCUACGACAUUUACAUCCCCUCACAUAUCCAAAACCAGGUGAUGCCCCAUGCCAUCGUGGUGCUCCCCAAAACCGACGGGAUGGAGAUGCUGCUCUGCUACGAGGACGAAGGGGUCUACGUGAACACCUACGGGAGGAUCACCAAGGAUGUGGUGCUGCAGUGGGGAGAGAUGCCUACCUCUGUUGCCUACAUUCACUCAAACCAGAUCAUGGGCUGGGGUGAAAAAGCCAUAGAGAUCCGCUCGGUGGAGACGGGACAUUUGGACGGAGUCUUCAUGCACAAGAGAGCUCAGAGACUCAAGUUCCUCUGUGAACGGAACGACAAGGUUUUCUUCGCCUCGGUGCGCUCCGGUGGUAGCAGCCAAGUCUUCUUCAUGACCCUCAACAGAAGCUCCAUGAUGAACUGGUGA